AUGAUGGAGGUUUGGUCUUCAAUUCCAGCGACGAUCGAGAGAAUGGAGAUGUUGAUCCUCAGAGCUCUGAAAUGGCGGAUGCACUCCGUUAAUCCUUUCUCGUUCCUCAAUUAUUUCGUCUCGCUCUUCGAUUCCGGCGACGACGAGCGAUCGAUUCAGGCUUUGAAGAACAGAGGAGCUCAAAUCAUCUUCAAAUCUCAGAACGGUUCACUAAUCAAUCAAUCGAUCAAUCAGAUGAAGGCGUUCUUCGAUUCGACUACUCAAUUGUGGAAGGAGCAGAAGCUGGCUGGGAAGCCUGCCGGAUUCUUUGUCAGCACCGGGACUCAAGGGGGCGGACAAGAGACCACUGCGCUGAACGACAAUGUUCAUUUCAAAGUUUGGUCAACUCGGAGCUCGUGCGAUGAGGAGCCCUGCAGUAAGAGGUCUGCUCUUUGCUCUGUCCGUUAA
Molecule: messenger RNA, 447 nt
Organism: Salvia hispanica
Lineage: Eukaryota; Viridiplantae; Streptophyta; Magnoliopsida; Lamiales; Lamiaceae
Source: RefSeq, a predicted model, not a curated record